GACGAAGCAGAGCUCACACUUCAGCAGGACAAGACCACGGGGAAGGCCUUGGCUCUUCUCAACACCAUGGCUCACAUGCUGAUCAGACACGAUCAAGAACUGAACAGCCUUCGGCGCACAGAUCAAUUCAUUCUUUUUUUGAAUCCAGAUCCAACAGGCGCACUUCACCUCUUGAUUCAGGAGUCUGCAGUCUGGAAGACACAGAUGGAGAGCCAGACACAACAGCAGCUGCAGCCACUGAGACAACACUUGGUGCUCACCCUGCUGAAGGCGCUACAGCACAAUGCGGGCAAGAUCGUGGAGAGCAAAGACACGGAGCAGCUGUACCAGAAGUCAGUCAAGAUGGGAUUGAUCCUGGCGGACAGGAGCUUUCCAUUCCACCGUUGGGAUGGCCAGAAGCAACAAUUGGUGAUCGACAAAAAGCAACCUGUGAGCUCUCAGAAAAUGUUUCAGCAUCUGACGGAGUUGCAGGAGAUGAUGCUGGACAAAGAGAUGGUGGUACGCUUCCACGCACUCAGGACUCCGACCUCUCACGACACCAGGGCCAUUCCAUGGCGGCUGCAAAUCAACAUGAGGAGCGACAGAGCUUACGACUUGCUGUUCCAACUGCAGCACAACUCCAUUUGGAUGGCAGUGGGUGCAACCAUGAAGCAGCACACGCUGACACAAUCACCACUGGCAACCACCUUGCAAUCCAUGGUGGGCAAGAGCAAGGGCAGGGGCAAGGGCAAGACCAAAACCCCUACCCCUCCCAAGCAGGAGGCCUGAUGUCUGCCCUUGACGUCGAAGGUUUUCAAAAGCUGCCCAAAUGCUUUUAUGGACUGAAGCUGCACAAUGACAGCAACUGGUGCUAUGCCAACAGCUGCCUCUACUGUGUUCUUUGGACGCUUUUGAAUGUGGAUGCGCCGAACAUCCAACAGUGGGGACCACAUUGUGUCGUUUUGACUGACUUUUUGACACGGCAUGCAAAGCAGACUGCUGUGUUGGCUGACUACAGUUGGUUUCAAGACAUUUUGUGCGCUUGGGGACCCAGUCAGGGCCAGAAAGAUAGUGCUGAAUGUGCACAGCAUUUUCUGAAAUGGCUCCAGACAGAUGCGUUUGACAUGAGCUGGGAAA
Cladocopium goreaui is the source of this 1116-nucleotide messenger RNA. Lineage: Eukaryota; Dinophyceae; Suessiales; Symbiodiniaceae. The record is from the annotation of a GenBank genome assembly.